GAGAUCAAAAACUAAAUUUUCUGCUCCCGCAAGCUUCAAAGUUUUCAAGCCAUCAAAGCUUUCUUGCCCUCCCAAGUUCACAGGCUUCCGAUACGAUGGCUUCCAAAACUCGUGUGGCCGUGUGCCUCCUGUUUGCCAUCGCCCUGCUGGCCAGCAGCGCGACCGCCACCGCCACCGCCAACACCGUCGAGGGCGACAACGUCGCUGCUCUCCCAAAUAUCCUCCCCUUCGUCAAUCUCGGCCGCAAGCUCGCGUCUGACGGUGGCAGCAAGGCUGGCCCUCCUCCCGUGAAGUGCACCUACGCUAAGGGGCCCAAGGGCAUCAACAAGGUCUGCACUUGAAACCAGCACUCAGUGGGGUGCAGUGAGCAGCGCUGCCCCCAGAGCAGAGGCCGCCAAUUGCCUUAGAAUCGUGCAGUGCUGAACAGAAGUCAGAUGAACCAAACAGAACCAUUUUGAACGCAUUCAUUGGCCCUGCCGAUUGCGGGGUAUCCCUUUAGAUAGCGCUACCGUAGACGUUUUGUCAGGUGUCUUGUAGAAUACAGUCAUGUGCUUGGUUUGUGGCACAGGUCGUUUGAGCUUCUUGUAAUUCGCUUUCAUAGUCUUUA
Messenger RNA from Coccomyxa subellipsoidea C-169, 607 nucleotides. RefSeq lists its product as hypothetical. The coding region runs from base 96 to 341 and encodes 81 amino acids. The transcript is spliced from 4 exons. The record is from RefSeq and is a predicted model, not a curated record. Lineage: Eukaryota; Viridiplantae; Chlorophyta; Trebouxiophyceae; Coccomyxaceae.